Messenger RNA from Amoebophrya sp. A25, 1243 nucleotides. Lineage: Eukaryota; Dinophyceae; Syndiniales; Amoebophryaceae. The record is from the annotation of a GenBank genome assembly.
UAGUGGAGUUCUUCAGUUUUGGUCCUCAUCAGGAGGUGCCUGCUCUAAUUCUUGGCAUGCAGCAUUCGUGUUUGACAUAAUUAUAGGUACAAGCAACUUUGAUUGACGUGAGUGUGCUGUUUUUCUAGCUAGGAUCUCUUCGUCAUUGGCGUUCGCCUAGGUAUUCGUGGCGGGGGUGUGUGGGAUAUGGGAACGCUGCUGCGCGCACUGAUUCCAAGAGGUCACGAUAGACCCAUAUCACGUCUUGCCCACCGUACUGGCCAACAAAAUGAACGGAAGAAGAGGCGAAGAAAGAGGGUGCAAGCAAACUUGUGCACGCAUGCACGUGCAAACCAGCACUCUUUCCGACUCCCAGUAAGCAAGAAGCCACAUACUUCCUAGCUAAGUAAGGAAGGUGCAACCAAGCAAGCACAUUAUUAUGAUGAUGUUGUAUUUUCGAUUUCUAUGAUUUAGUUCUUUGAAUAUUUUUCCUAGUAUGCUUCUGAAAUUGCGAAAUGACUAAAGUUGCGACACUGAAUUAUGUUUCGAAAGAAUGAGGAAGGAAAAUUAUACCAAGGUAGGUGACUCCCCGACUGACGCAGCAGAGCUCUCGACACUCUCUUAUUUUCAGACGCACAUAGGCCAUAAUUUGAUUUUCGAUCAUCUCAACUAAAGAAAAAGAACUGAUGAAAAGUGCUACUCGAGGAAGAAGUACGAGAUGACCACGUGGUCGUGUAGAAUACUGAUUCUAGUUGUCUGUUCUUGUCCCGUCUUCCUCCAUCUACCAUGAAUACAACAACUUCUUGGUAUUUGCUAUCAACAACUUCCUGAGCUUCUUAUUUCGUCAUCGAUAUUACUACUUCGUCAGAAAAAUAACAUCAACAAUACUAGAAAAUCACCUCUGUUCCAGCAAAGGGCUUUGAAAAAGAGGAACCAACAAAAUAGUGCGGGCAUAUGCAGUAGAUCCAUCUGCAAGGAAAAGUAAAGGCUAGGGUGGCGCAAAUGCCUGACCGUUGAUGAGCAGUAUAGCGAUCAUUUACAAUACGAGAUGAAAAAUGACUAACGAGUAUUCUUGGACAAGUAGAGAUUUAAUGAAGAUGGCAACUUCGACCUCGUAAUUCGUCCCGUCCCUUUGAUACCCUGAAUGACCCCCUUGCUCCCUGUAUCCCAGAUUUUCGCUCUAUGUGACCCCUCUCCUCAGAGGCUUUGCAAGAUCAUUUUACGGUAAAAGUGUGGAUAGCGGGUUAUUGCCCUUUCUUCACAU